This is a messenger RNA of Meira miltonrushii, 3957 nucleotides long. RefSeq lists its product as uncharacterized. NCBI's taxonomy places the organism in Eukaryota, Fungi, Basidiomycota, Exobasidiomycetes, Exobasidiales, Brachybasidiaceae. The transcript has a single exon. The record is from RefSeq and is a predicted model, not a curated record. Bases 1 to 3957 code for a protein of 1318 amino acids. Gene Ontology annotation, molecular function: small GTPase binding; GTPase activator activity. Gene Ontology annotation, biological process: small GTPase-mediated signal transduction.
AUGACGACCGAAUCAAGGAUCCCUUCAAGGGCUGAAAAAUCUCCAUUACAGUCGAAAUUUCAGCGUCAUCAAAAUGAUGCCGAAGUAGGCAGACCUUCUUCUCGGCUUUCCUCUUUUUCUCCUUUUAGAAGGAGUACGCACUUUUCAACUCCUUCCCAGCAUAUUCAAAAUUCUCCAACACCAUCAUUCUCUUCGGGUUGGUCAAGCAAUCAAAAUUCCAUCGGAGGAAUAGGUGAAGCACCACAAGCCACCAAUCGAUCACAAUCAUCAUCAUCUUCUUCCAAGAUUCCUUUCAAGCCGCCAAAACCUGCAGCAUUACGAGUCAAGAAAGCGAAAGCAUUGAGCAUUUCACUUUUAGGAGGAGGAGGAGGUAACAAUAACCCCGAAGAAACAAACAACCGUCUUUAUCGACCUCAGAGUAGCCUCGCAAUGAGAGAUACGCCAAAGACUGCGAUCGGAAUCUCGAACGACAGAUCAACAGAGAUGACUCCGAUGACAUUGCAAGAGGCCUUGGCAGCCGAUGAUGGAGGUGAUCGUUACCCUUCCAUGCCAGGAAGGACGAGAAAUAAAAGAGAACUUCCACCCAGAUCUUCUUCCGCUUUGGACUUCUACCGGGCAAACGGCCCAAGCAAAGGGUUGUCAAAUCGCGAAUUCCCAUCACCCCGCAACGAAUAUCAACCUUCAGCUUUCGAAAAUGCACAAGAAGGAGAACAAUCGGAUGAAGAUCAUUUGUUCAUCAUUGGAGCAAAUACUUCAUCGCCAAGCAUGCAUCAAAGGAAAAGAAGUGCAUCUUUUUCGAGUAAUACAGCAUUGGAAACAGAUAUAGCCUUACGAUCUGCACCAUUGCCACAAUCACCGCAAGGAUGGCCACUUGACACAGCCCGCGAGCUACUUUCUGCUUCUUCGAAAGGUCCACUUUCAAGUCCGCCAGUCCAUACUAGAAAUGGUAUUGAUGAAUUCAAAGUGUACGGCAGUCAAGUCACCCACAGUAAUUUACCACUGCGAUCAAAUGGGUCAGGUCUUACGGCCAGUCCAUUUUUGAACACAUUCAAUGCACGCGCACAAAUGCAGCCUGCUACAUCACCUAUUUCAAGUAACUCAUCUCCGCAAAGUCGCAUCCCGAGACGAAAAGCAGCUCCUGCGCCAUUAGGAAAAGCGGAUAUCCUUCGAAGCAUACAAGGAGCAAGCAGUGAUUCGUCCAACCCAAGUUCACCGUUGUCCACUUAUGGCAAUUUACCAAGCAGUCCACGUAGGACACCUUCGCAUAAGCGUAUUCCGUCUUCGUCUGAAAUUAAUGAUUCAACAAAGCAUUUCCAAUUGCCAAGACAGAGGAACAGAUCGCAAUCGCAUGUCUUUGGAGCGGCAGAAUUGGGAAGUUUGAAUGCUGAUUUGAGUCGUUUAGACAGCAGCAGUGAUUUGAGCCUCGGAAAGACGAGAAGCUUAGCGUCUGAGUCUGUUCUCCCUCAACAUCCUCUUUCUGCUCGGGGAGAACCAUACUCUGGUCGUCACAUGCUAUCAGAAGGUCCUGUGGUCUCUGCACGUACGACAAGUAAGACCUCGAAUAUUAUCCCGCCUCCAUUACGAAAGAAUAGGUUGACAAAACUAGGCACGCAAGAAUCGCAAGAGCAAAGCUUACCUCCGUCUGGACGAAUGCAUGACGAGCGCUAUAGAUUACCCGGCAUGGCCAAUGGAUCUUCCACCGGCAAUCAAGCUACAUCCCUGCAGGGAUGGGGACAACAAAUAGGAGGAAUGGGGGCAGCAGUAGGCAAAAAAGGAUGGGAUAUGUUCAAACAAUGGAAUGCUUCAGCAAAUAAUAACAACAACAAUAUCUCCUCUGUCCCAACCCAAAGCAGUAAGGUCAACCAUUCGUCCCGAAUGUCAAUCAGCACAAACAAUGAAGCUACAAGAAAGUGGAUCGCUGCAUUGGAAGGACCGCAGUCUGUUGGAAAGGCUGGCGGACAAAGUAUGAGAAGCGGUGUAUUUGGUGUGCCUUUGCAUGAUGCCGUUUUAUAUACCCGAUUGGGAAGUACGGACAAAUCAAGGAUUCAAUCACCUGGACGAGCGCAAAUCACAGCGCUUGAUCUAGGAUCAGAAUUCAAGAUCGAUCUACCAGGCCUCAAGACACCUUCGCCAAUUGAUACAUACAAGAAACAGGAAUUCUUUGAACGAAGGGCAGUUGACCGUGGAGAGGCUCGAUUAAGGUACCUGCCAGGUCUUGUGGUGCGAUGCAUUGAGGCGAUCGAAUCGUUUGGUAUUGAUGAAGAAGGUAUUUAUCGACUCUCUGGCAGAUCGACACAUACGACCAAAUUACGGCAAAUCUUCGAUGCUCCGUUGCCGAAAUCGAUCGGUGCGCAAAAAGCGGCAGAUUUACGUUUGGCCGAUAUUGGACCGGCAGAUUUGGAUCUGAAUAGCGUUUGCAGUCUUUUGAAAUCUUAUUUGAGAGAAUUACCGGACAAUCUUAUUCCGGAAGAACAAGCUGCGGAAAUGAAUGCAAACGUUGCGAAACAAUGUGGUAUUCAAGCAGUUGGGCCACCGCUUCUUCCUGGCGUUCCAAAUCCGAAUGGAAUCGGUAAGGGAGAACUAGAACAAGCAAUGGCGAUUAAAGUGGCAGCCUCAGGAGCGAAUUCUUCACCACAAGAUCAGGCCAAUAUGGGAGGAAAGAUUGCCAAUGCAAUUCUUGGGACAAUGUCUCAAUUACCGGCUGCGAAUUGGUACCUUCUACGUGAAUUAUCCAUGCAUUUGGCCGAUUUAACCAGACCUGAGGUGAUUGAAAGGACAAGAAUGCCGUUGUCAAAUCUGUGCUUGGUCUUAGCACCAACAUUGGCACUUUCUGUACCACUGAUGCGAGCUAUGGUGGAAGAGUGUGACACGGUCUUUGGUCAAUCAUGUCCUGCUAUGGAUCCUGAUUUGGAUAAUGCGGAUGCGAAAUUGUCAAGGUCAACAGAUUCAAAUGUGACCAACCGAUACAUUCCACCGGCAAACAACUUGGGCCUCAGAUUGCCGACAGAACCAUCAAAUCGAAUGAGCACAGCAACUGUGACUGACAAACGCAAAUCAACAAGUAGUGUGAUGACAUUACAAGCGGUCAAAACUCCAAAAGCAUCAAAGAAUGCGACGAAUGGAGAAUCUUACCUAUCUCUUGAAAAGGCACCUGUUCAAUCUCUCAUGGAAGAAGAUGAUCCGGAUUUGUUUACUUCGCCGAUCGCUGCACAAUUCAUUCGUCAACGCAAAGCAUCUAUUGCAGGAUCGUUGGAUUGUCUUAGCUUAAACAGUGAAGGAAGUCUUGGUAGUGGACCUAAAGCACGAGUCCAUCCUUCUCUGCUGCAGGAUAAUGCAAGUGAUUCAGGACGGGCUAAUCCGAAUAUGUCACACAGCUCAAGCUUGGCACCUUCACCAUUAAUUCCUCAAGCAGGUACAGACACCUUCUUGAGCGAUCGUGAUUCUAUACAUUCUUCUGGACCGAGCGAUGAUUAUUCGUCUGCAGCAAGUAGUUUAGGAGCCAGUACGAGUAGUGGAUCGAUUCAUGGCUCUUCGCCUUUGUUGACUCAAACUGAUCGUUUACGGUCUAGCAGCAGUAAUGGCAGUAUUAGCGCUCUUGAUCGCCCAAGACCCAAGACUGGAUCAACGGCAAAGUUUUUCAGCGCGAUGCCCAAGACAAGAACGAAUGCUGCACCUCAUUCAAGAGUUGCCUCUAAUGCAUCUGCAGGAACAGUCUCAAUUCAAUCUUUUGCCAAUUCAACAAAUUCAAACGGUAGUAAUGAAGGACCUGCAACGCCAGUUGCACAAAAGCGUGAUUUUAUUGAAGCACCACCAUUGAUCAAUGUUAAUUCGAUCUCAUCCGAAAAUGAAGAUGCAGGAACGAAAACUGUUCGUGCCUCACCUGAACAAAAGAAAUUCGUUGAUGAUUCACCGAUGGAUAUGCAAGCAAUACGAAGAUAUUGGUCAAAACAAAUGUGA